Molecule: messenger RNA, 2199 nt
Organism: Enterobius vermicularis (human pinworm)
Lineage: Eukaryota; Metazoa; Nematoda; Chromadorea; Rhabditida; Oxyuridae
Source: the annotation of a GenBank genome assembly
AUGCGGUUAUACAUCCUAAUUGUCUUCCUGCCCGCUUUUGUCUUAGGCUGUUUACCCGGCUAUGAGAAGGAACUGCGUUAUCUGUACCAUUACUUAGGGAUACAACCGCACAACCAAGGACAGAUUCCAUCAAACGAUGCGGCAUUCAAUCAUUAUAUUGACUCGUCAUCGCGAUUGAAUUGCCAAUUUACGGAACCUUGUUAUUGGCGUAAUGCUCGAACCGAUGGACUGCUGGAUACAUCGGAUUUUUAUUUGUUUACCAAAUUUAACGACAAAACAUUUCCGUUACAAGUCCAACAUGGAAUUCUGAAUCCUGCUCCAGGGUCUUUAUUUGCGCUUGCUGGAAAUACGACGUCUCAGGCUCAACGUGCUGUUCUUAUCAGUGCUCCAAUUGCGUGCCAGCGAACCGAAGGGCACUUGUCAUUUGAUUACUGGCUUUACAAUGGUGCAAAAAUUGAAGUGGUCUUAUUGAAACCAAAUAUAAAACUCAGAAAGCUGCAGCUUCUCCUUCGGCCGUUAAUGGAAUGUCAUGCUUUUACACCGCAAGGUCAAACCUGUUUGGUAGUAUUGCCGCCAAUGACUGAACCUUUUAGGAUUGGUAUACGAGCGUUUAAUUUAAAAGAUCCCUCUGUCGGUAGCUUUGCAAUGAUAUCAAACAUCAAUUACAUAGGCGAUAUCUGCAUUGAAUCAGCCAGAUGGUCUGAAUUUGGCGGAAGACCGGUUCCUCCACCGCUUAAACGGAACAAACCUGAGCAUGCAUACGAAUACAGCUGUGGUGAUUUCGAUAUAACUUGUCGUUGGUCAAAUUCCCUGUCUUCUCCUUCUGAGUGGAGAAUUGGAAGGAAUCUUUUAAAAUGGAAAGAAUAUUUUACUCUAGAUGCAACGCCCUACAAAACAUUCUUCUAUCAGUUCGUCGAUGAGAUGGUAGAAAAACCGUAUUCACAAUUACGGUCUGAAUUGAUACCAUGUACUUCCAGUGCUUCAUCUCUGUCAUUAAGGUUUUGGCUACAAACAGGGACUCAAGUACAAGUAUGCACAGAAACUGCUUCAAAUGUUGUAAUCAGUUGCGUAUACUUAAACGAAAACGAUAUGCCUGGUCCAAUUCACAUUGAUGUAGAUUCACCGUCUGAGGAGCCAUUUAGAUUUGUGAUAGAAAUGAUCAAAUUUGACGAAUCUCUCGGUGGACUUGCAGUUAUCGACGAUAUUCGUUUUGAAGGCCUUCUGUGCCAUGAAACUACUGUAGCACCACCUACGACUAUAAACAUUCGUACUGCAGCUGCAUUGUUUGAACUACGAAGACCAAAAGAGAAGCUGCACGUCAAUCCAGAGCCACCUAUAUUAGACUGUGAUUUUGAAGAAAACUAUUGCUCACAGUGGCAAAGUGAUGAGAACUGGGGCUACGGAACAACUCCUUCAGAAGGGUUCAAACUGCCGAAAUUCAUUGAAGGUAACGUAGUAGUAGCAACCCUCAGUGGCACUAAUAAAGCAGUUCUUCGAUCGCUUCCUUUCCCCUGUGCAAAUGGAAAAAUAUCUGUGCACUAUUUUCGUUCUGAAAAAGCUAAUCUAAAGAUAUGCGUCGAAAAUGAGUGCAUCCCGGCAAAAAAUUCAUCAGGAUUGUUAUCGAUAGCUUUGCUGUCGAACAAAACAUUGAGCGUACAGAUUAGAGCCAGCAGUACCGAACCAGCAAUAGCCGUUAUUCGACGCAUCAAAACUGAAGGCCAAUUUUGUCCAUUAUUUUCCAUUCCACAAGUAGCCUGUCAAACCUUAAGGUGUACCUUUACUGAUACUCUCUGUAACUAUUCGUCCAUUUCGGUGGAAGACACAGAUACAAACUUCACAGUUUCGGAAAAUUCAGGUGUCAGUGCCGUUAUUGGAGAAAAAACAAAUCGUGCCGUCCUGCGGUCUCCAGUCUUCGAAACCGACGAACCGUUGGAAAUAGAAAUCGAUGCACUUCUUACAACUUUUGGUUCGCAGUUGUACAUUUGUAAUGAAAUGAUUAACAACUUGGACAGUUGUACUUUACUACUUGGACCCAAAAUAACUGCUCCAAAAUUUGAGAAAAUUCGGUACCGAUUGGAGUCAGAGAUACGACAAUUUCAUAUAGUGGCUUUCCAUGACAAGUCUUUACAAUUCGGACCAACAACGACCACCAUUUUAGGCAUUGAUGUGUACAACGGCUCAGGGAAAUCCCUGUGCUGA